GCAGCAGAGCAUAAACAAAGGAGCGGAGCGAAAAAGGCGAAGACACCGGCGCAUAGUGAUGACGCAAAAUACGCCCGCACUUUGCGACUCACUGCCAGUUUUUCGUGGGGGGACUAAUUCGGCCCUGAAACGCUAACAGCAGAACAUAUUUAAAACACUUCAACAAAAUGUCUUUCGUCGACCAGGACUCUUCGGAAGUUGGACCAGCGGGGGAGUCGAAGUUGGAGAGCUUCUUGUUCAGCUGUGAAUUAUCAUCUAAAGUACCAUUCUACACUUUCCAAGGCGACGAAGAGGAGGACCUGGAGCACUUUCUUGAACUCAGAACAAUUUGUCUUGGAGAGGGGGCCAAAGAGGAGAGCAAUGUGGUGGAAGUGUCAGCCAUGAACCACCAAGGAAAGACCAUUUCAGUGCCCAUUGCCUGCCUCCACAUGAAGUCUCUUCCCAUGGUCAGCCUGGGUGAGUUCGAGUUGAAAGCUCCAGUGACCAUCCGGCUCAAUUCUGGGACGGGACCGGUUAUUGUCAGCGGGCUGCACCUGAUAGCCUCUCAGGCGGAAGACUCAGAUCUGUUUGAGGAUGAGGAAGACGACGAUGAGGAGGACGAGGAAGAGAUGCCUGCUUCUAAACCAGCCAAAAAGAAGCAGAAGCAAUAGGCAGAGGAUUUUUGUACUCUCUCACUUGUUGACAUGUUAGGAGAAGCAUGGGUUUUGGGUGGGCUUGGGGGGUUUCUUAAGAGAUGGACAAAUUGUACAACGUUUUCCACACAACCAGGCGAAAGUUCAGGAUGCUAGCAGCUAAACCUGCCAUAAGGGGGAUCACACCGGGUUCAGAUGUUUUCCUCGACCCACCUUUCAGCUUCCCUGCGAGCUCAGCUUUUGUCUCUGUUGAUAAGACGUUUUCUUGUACAAGACCGUUUGACUCAAAUGUGUGUGAUACAGACCGAAAUGUCUUGGUUUUACAGCACAAGAAGCAGGGGAAGUGUCUUUUACCACCACUGGGUUGUUUAAAGAUCAAAACAUUUUGUAUACUCCUGUCAGGAAAGAUGAAUAUUACUCAUUCAAACUGAAUGAUACAAUCAGAUGUUUUUAUAAGCACCUAAUUAAAUGUGUCUCAUAUUUCCAGUGGUUUGUUUGCCAUGUUAUACCUGUUGGGAUGUUUGUUUGUAAGGUUUGCACAUAAAAUUAAUGCAUGAAGAAAAAAAGGCUUUCCACUUUUUGAGUUUUUAAGAAGA
This is a messenger RNA of Menidia menidia (Atlantic silverside), 1228 nucleotides long. The record is from the annotation of a GenBank genome assembly. Lineage: Eukaryota; Metazoa; Chordata; Actinopteri; Atheriniformes; Atherinopsidae.